Messenger RNA from Zophobas morio, 794 nucleotides. Its product is annotated as 23 kDa integral membrane protein-like. The record is from RefSeq and is a predicted model, not a curated record. The transcript has 4 exons. Bases 55 to 759 code for a protein of 234 amino acids. Gene Ontology annotation, cellular component: plasma membrane. NCBI's taxonomy places the organism in Eukaryota, Metazoa, Arthropoda, Insecta, Coleoptera, Tenebrionidae.
ACUGAUAGUUAUUUAUGUAAUUACUUGCAAAUACGAACACGUUAAUUUUUCAAAAUGUGCCACAUUUUUAAAGAAUUUGUAAGAUUUGUGAUUUUCGUUUCUGCUUCGCUUUUCACGAUAAUCGGAGCGACCUUGGUGCUUAUUGGAACACUACAUUUGGUUAAUUCUAAAUUUGUAACUGACACCUUCGGCAGCCUUCAUCUAAUACCAUAUCUACUAAUAACCAUCGGGUUCAUAAUAUUCGUAAUUUCGUUCUUCGGCUGCCAAGGUGCUUAUAAAAGGAAUCAGUGCUUUUUAUACACUUACGGAUGCAUACUUUUGGUUUUCUUCGUCGUCCAAGUUGCGUUAGGAGCUUAUAUUAUAUCACAACUCAAAAAUAAAGGCGAAUCUAGGCAAAACAUUGAAGAAACUGUUAACUAUAUUUUUGAAAAUACCGAAAAUACGUUAAAUAAAGAGACUGUCGAUUUUGUACAACAAAAAUUAGAGUGUUGUGGAACUUACGGACCAAUAUUUUGGUUCCAAAAACUAAAAGUUUUGCCGAAAUCUUGUUACAAAUCUGAAGCAAAUAUAUUACCGUUUACUAGUGGUUGCACGGAUAAAAUUUUGCACUUGUUGAAGAAUAUACUCAUAGGCACUGGAGUUGGGGGCUUGAUUUUGGCUAUGUUUGAGCUUGUAAUGGGCAUACUCUCGCUUUAUUUUGCUAGUACCUUGGGAAAAAAUUAUCAACACUACUUAAGGGCGAGAAAUGUAGUGUACUAGCUAACGUUCCUAAUAAAUCUCUUAUUAUAAAACAA